Gracilinanus agilis (Agile Gracile Mouse Opossum) is the source of this 7286-nucleotide messenger RNA. It is a transcript of the gene RIF1, whose product is annotated as replication timing regulatory factor 1. Lineage: Eukaryota; Metazoa; Chordata; Mammalia; Didelphimorphia; Didelphidae. The record is from RefSeq and is a predicted model, not a curated record. Gene Ontology annotation, cellular component: nucleus. The transcript has 35 exons. Gene Ontology annotation, biological process: telomere maintenance. The coding region runs from base 1 to 7221 and encodes 2406 amino acids.
AUGACCGCUCGGGACUGUAGCCCCCUUACCCCGCUGUUGGAAACGCUGGAGGAUCCCGCCACCUCUGUGGGGGAGCAAGUGGAUGCCUACCUGACUUUAGCCAGUCGACUGACUGGAGAAGAAGGGAAAGAAUUCAUUGUAGAAAUCAAGAAACAGCUUCCUCGUCUUUAUAAAGCAUUUAAGACCCACAUUUCUAGUCAAAACUCAGAACUGAAUAGUGCUACUCUACAAGCUAUGGGGUUUUGUUUAUAUAACCCUCAGAUUACCUCAGGAUUAUCAGAAAGAGAAAUGGAAGAGCUGCUUUCACAGUUGACUGAUAUUGCGACAAAGAGUACAGACAAAAACACACGUACUCGAGCACUUUGGGUAAUGUCUAAACAGACAUUUCCCAGUGAAAUUGUUGGCAAAGCAGUACCCAGUAUAAUUACCAUGUUAGAAGUAGUAUUUAAUAAGGUGGAUGUGCAUUCUAUGGUGGUUGAUUAUGAAGCACUAAAUGUUAUCAUACGACUAAUAGAACAAGCCCCUAUUCAAAUGGAAGAAGAAGCAGUGAGGUGGGCAAAGCUGAUCAUACCUUUAGUGGUACAUUCAGCUCAGAAGGUACAUUUGCGAGGAGCUACUGCCUUAGAGAUGGGAAUGCCAUUGUUGCUCAAGAAACAGCAAGAAGUAGCAGCUGUUACUGAGCAGCUUAUGACGACUAAACUAAUUCCAGAACUACAAAAGCUAUUCAUGAGUAAAAAUGAAACAUAUGUGUUAAAAUUGUGGCCUUUAUUUGUUAAACUUCUUGGAAAGACUCUUCAUCGAAGUGGGAGUUUUAUUAACUCACUGUUACAGCUAGAAGAACUUGGAUUUCGUAGUGGAGCACCUGUGAUAAAGAAAAUUGCCUUUAUUGCCUGGAAAAGUUUGAUAGAUAAUUUUGCAUUAAAUCCAGAUAUACUGUGCAGCACAAAGCGACUCAAAUUACUAAUGCAGCCAUUGAGCUCUAUUCAUGUGAGAACAGAAGCUCUAGCACUGACAAAGCUGGAAGUCUGGUGGUAUCUGCUAAUGAGGCUUGGACCUCAUCUUCCUACAAAUUUUGAACAGGUUUGUGUACCCUUGAUUCAAAGUACAAUAAGCAUAGACUGCCAUGCUGUAUCCCAAGGAACUCCAUCUCGUGGAGCAGCUAAUACAAGUUUAACCCCUGUUACUCCUAACCAGAAAGCAGGCUCAUUCCCAUUUGGAACUCCUGUUACACCAAGGAUGAACUUGUCUCUUAAUACCAGUGGAAUGGCAGCCAUUCCAUCCAUUCAACUCUUGGGAAUUGAAAUGUUACUUCACUUCUUGCUGGGGCCAGAUGUUUUGGAAUUUGCUAAGAAAAACAAACUUGCAUUGAGUUUAGAGCCUCUUCAGCAUCCUUUAAUCAGUAGCCCUUCGUUCUUUUGUAAACAUGCAAAUAUACUCAUAGCUGCAGUUCAAGAUAGCUUUAUUGCUGUUGGAAAAGAUGCUUCAGAUGCUGUGAUCUAUGCCAUAUGGAAAGAUAUUAUUUGCUUUGUGAAGUCAGUUAUCGAAUCAGGUAACAAAAAAGAAAGACAGGGUUCAGAAGUAUUGACCCUUUUGCUGCAGUCUUUGAAAAGCAUAGUAACAGCCAGUGCAUUUCCUGUGUCAAAAACAUUGGUCCUCAUAGAAAUUACAAUUAAAGGACUACCUCAGAAAGUAUUAGGUUCUCCAGCAUAUCAAGUUGCUAACAUGGAUCUUCUUAAUGGAACUCCAGCUUUGUUCUUAAUUCAAUUAAUUUUUAGUAGUAACCUCUUGGAAUGUGGUGUGGCUGAUGAAAGAUUCUUUCAAAACCUGGAAACACUUGUAGGUUGUGUUCUUACUGGCCCAACUUCUCCAUUAGCUUUCAGUGACUCUGUUUUAAAUGUUAUUAAUCAAAAUGCAAAGCACCUUGAUAAUAAAGAACAUCUGUGGCGAAUGUGGAGCAUCCUAGUCAAUCCAUUAACUGAACUGAUUAACCAGACGAAUGAAGUAAAUCAGGGAGAUGCGUUGGAACACAAUUUCAGUGCUGUCUAUAGUGCAUUGAUGCUACCAAUAAUCCAUAUCUUUCCAUCACAAGAGUUUCCAUUGCCCACUAUGAAAUCAUUACUUCGAACUUGGUCAGAAUUGUAUCGAACAUUCGCCCGUUGUGCAGCUUUGGUAGCAACAGCAGAAGAAAAUUUGUGCUGUGAUGAACUUUGCCUUAAAAUGAUGUCUGGUUUAGAUGACAACACCUUUGCAAACUUGUCCUUUUUGGAUAGGAUUGCUCAUGUUACUAUAGUAAUGGUUGAAUGCAUCAAUUUUUCACCAUAUAGUACUAAACAUCAACCCCAAAUUAAAUUACCACAGACACCUACAGAUUGGUCCAAGAAAAAAAAAGAACCUUUAGGGAAGUUGGCUUCUUUAUUUAAGCUUAUCCUGAAGAUGUUGGGUGCUUUUCAUAAUGUCAACUUCAAAGACCUUCAUUCAGAGACCCUACUCUCUGUGGGUAGUUCAAUUAUCAGCAUUAUUUCUAAUAUUCUUGGUCAUGUGUCUUUGCCUUCGGUGAUACAAACAAUCUUUGCAACUUUAACAAAGCCUUUGGCAUUGUUAUGUGAAAACUCUAAGCUGAGAGAUGUGCCUAAAGUAUAUAACUGUCUCAACAACAAGUUAGAAAAGCUCUUGGGAGAGAUUCUUAGAUGUCUUCAGUUUCGCUACAGUGGCACUUAUAACAGUGAGCUUUUAGAACAACUCUCCCCAUUAUUGUGCAUAAUAUUUCUGCACAAAAAUAAACAGAUCCGCAAACAGAGUGUUCAGUUCUGGAAUGACACAUUUGCUAAAGAGACUGUUCUGGAGUAUCCUGAAGAGCUAAAGACUGUAUUGAAACAAGCCAAACAGAAGUGUUUACUUUUGUUACCUGGUUUGGAAGUUGAACCAAUAGAAGAAUCUGGUGGCCUCUAUUCAGAGGGAACAGAAAAUUCACAAUUGGAUGCAAAGAUAAGUGGUAUAGAAAUACAGUCUCUUGGAAAACAAGAUUCUUUAUCAUUACGUGUGAGGAAUUUGAAAGGAAAAGAUCUAAAAUCACCAUCUAAGUUAAAACUAGAAUUUUUAUCUCCAAAACUAAAAAAGAAUGACAUUUUGGAAGAUUGUUCAUCUGUUGAUUUUGUGUUUAUACCUCCUAAUGAGAAAGAAACAAAGGAAAGAAUUCUAACUGAACAUCAGAAAGAAGUACUUAGAACAAAAAGAAGUGAUAUUCCUACCCUCUAUAAUAAUCUGGAUAUAUCACAAGAUUCUUUUUCUUACCAUACUCAAGAAGAAACUAUGGAAAAUCCAAGUUUAACUGAGGAACCCAAGGAAAAUUCAAAGGUUAUCCCAAAGGAGGAAGAAUCAAAUGCUAAUACAAAGAAUAAUGCUGAAGAUAUCAAAGUAGAUAGUAGUAUUGAGAAGCAUCCUGAAAAACCCUCUGUUCCAAAACAUAAGAUGCAAAGUUGCCAUGAGAAUAACAAUUCAGAAUUAAAUAUAAAAAAACACAUUGAAAAAAAUACUUCUAAAAUUGUUUCAAAAGAGCCUUCAGGAGAAAACACAUGUAUCAGUGAAAAUACCUUGAAUGCCAGUAGUGGCUCAGUUUCUAGUGGACCUAUAAGCCGAAGACAGUCUUUUAUUACUUUGGAAAAAUUUGAUACAUCAGAAAAUAGACCCUUUAGUCCUUCUAUCUUGAAUACUGUAUCAGGAGCUGUUACAGUGUCAGAGAACCAAGGAAAUAUGGAUAUAGCAAGUACCUCAGUGAAAAUAAAGACCAAAGAAAUAAAUAUUUCAAAACCUGAUAGAGAUAAAAUGGUUAGUGGAACCAAAAAAAUGGUUCGAAGGCCAUAUAAAACAGAACACACAGGAAGUAAAAGACCUAAGCUGUUAAGAUCAGAACAAGAAAAAAAUGUGCAAGAAUCUGGUGGUUCUAUAAUACCUGUAGAAAAUAAGUUGACUGAUUUGCUUGAUCAUACAGAGUGUAUAUCGGAUACCCAGGACACUCUUCCUCAAGCUAAAGUAUUGGAAUGUGAUGAAAUAAAGUGUAAACAUCCAGUAGAAAAUCUUGUAAAGGUAGAAAAUAUUACUGAAAAAAAUGAUGUAGGAAAUAAUUUGGAAUCCAAAGAAAACACACCCCCAGAAGUAAUAAUCCCAACUGAACAAAUACCUAAUGAUGAUAGUCAUAUACAGGUAUUAUCUAAUCAAAAAACACUUAGAAGGUCUUUAAGACGACGCUCAGAUACAGAAGGUACUCCAGAUAGACAAGAUAAAGAAAACAGUCAACAAAAAAAGGAAAGGCGAAAGGAAGAGGAGAAGUGUGUUCAGAAGAAGUUAUCACAAAUAAAAGAUGAUGUAUCACAAAAGCAGAAACCAGUUUCUGAAAAAAAUGCAGGUGAACAAGAACAUUUAAGUAAAAAAGCAAACAAUGUACUUGAGAAGACUUCAGAGCAAACUAACGUUGAAAUUACCAAAUUAAAACCUGAAUUUGAGAGUAGGUCAAUUGAUGAUUUUCAGGAUUGUAGUUCAGAUAAAUCCUCACAAAAACCAUCAAGAGGACGAACAAGAUAUCAGACAAGGAGAGCAUCCCAAGGUUUACUUUCUAGUAUUGAAAACUCUGAAUCUGAUAGUUCAGAGACUAAAGAAGAAAUUUCUAACAAAAAAAGAUCUGGAAAAUGGAAAAAUAAAGGAAGUAGUCUUGAAAAUGAAAGCCUUAAGGGAAAAAUAGGAAGUAAGGAUUGUGUUGACUCUGAAACUAAAACUGAAGGAAAAAAUGGAGGAGAAACAAAUUCUGAAUUGGACAUGGAAAUAGCAUUGUCGUCUCAAAUUUUUGAUGUGAAGGAUGAACAUAACUCUUCUAUUAUUAAUGAUUCUAUAAUAUCUGCAGACCCAUCAGAAGUUUCUAGUGAUACAGAGAACACAAAUGAGGAGAAAAGUAAAACUAACACAUUGACAGAGGACGCUGUUACAAACUACUCUGUGCCAGAAUUAAUUUUAAGGACUAGAAAUGUAAAUAAAAAACUACAUAAACAAGAUUCUAUGGACAAUAUUGCUGUUUCUCCAGGGGGAGAUGUUUCAGAUACAUCUGAUACCUCUUUGCUUUCUGAAAACCACCCCCUACAGGCAACUGAAUGUCUUCACAAAAGAAGUAGGAGGGUAAGAAGAUCAAAAAGCUGUGAUUGUUGUGGAGAAAAGUCAAAACUUCAGGAAAAAUUCUUUACUUCAUUAAAAAACACAGAUAAUUAUGAUGUAAAAAUUAAUGAACCACAAAAACUAGAAUUGCAGGCUACUGAGUGUACUUUGGAAACUUCUUAUGUUAGCACAGACAUAGAGGUAACACCUUUAAAGGAAUCUUUUAUUGUAGUUGAACCAUUACUUCACAGUAAAGAGACUGAAGCUGUGAGUGUUUCAAUGACUGCACCAGAAAAUGAAUUGAAAGAAAAUUCCAGUCUUGGGGAUUGUUCUCCCCUUGAAAAAAUAAACUUUCAAAACAAAACUUGCGUUAUUAUUGAUAAUAAAACAGACUUUUUAGGACAGGAACCUUCUGAUAAAGGUGAUAAAAUAAAUGAUCCUAGUUUACCAAUUAAUAAUUCUCAGGAUUCUUUGGAACAGAAACCUUUUCUAGAGAUGAACCAAGGCCAACCAAUAACUUCAUUAAAAGAGGAAAUAAGUCAGUCUGUAGAACUUAGGAAUGCUGAUGAUGGAAAUAGUACAUUUGAUGUAAAGACAAAAUCUGAUCCUGAAGCAGACAUUUCAGAAACAGAGAUAAAGUGUGAAAUUGUUACAGCUGAGAUAGAUAAGAUUAAGUCAAGUGCUGAGGUAGAUGUCCCUGAGGUAGGGAUGCAGAUUGACACAUCUGGGGAAAGUGACAUGGCAGAAAGGGAAACAACUGAGCCUAAGACUGAAGUAGAUAAUGCCGAUACUAAAACACUCUCUGAUACUAAGGCUGAGAUGGGUAGUGCGCAGGCCAAAGCACUUGAGGCAAGUGCUGAAACUGAUGUGUUAGAAUCACCUGAGGAAAUAAAUACUAUAAAAGUGAAAGCAGAAUCUGACACAUCAGAAAAGGUAAAAGUGGACACUAAUGACACUGAAGAAACUAAGUUAGGUCAAGAUGUGGUGGAUGAAAUUAAUAUAAAGAAAAUUCAGGAUACCUCAGAGAAAGUGGAAGAACCAGCAAAAACACUUGUAAAUGUUUCUGAACUGAUAAUAGAAAAUAAUGUUUCUCCUCAAAAAUUAAGGGGAACAGACACUCAGACUGAAAAUGAAAGCCCAAGUGGAGUGCGUACACGUUGUAUAUGGUCUCCUUUGGCUUCUCCAUCUACCAGCAUUUUGAAGAGAGGAAUAAAAAGGCAACAAGAAGAUGAGGCCCCAUCACCUCUUAAUAAGGUUCGGAGAGUUUCCUUUGCAGAUCCAAUUUACCAGGAAGGACUGGCAGAUGACAUUGAUAGGAGAAGUCCAGUUGUUAGAUCACAUUCUUCUCAUUCUUCAAAUAAUUCUUCAGUAGCUAAAAGUCUUAAAAGUUCUCCUACUGCACAGUCCAAGCAUAAUACCACUCCAACCAAAGGAUUUCUGUCCCCAGGAUCACGUAGCCCUAAAUUUAAGAGCUCAAAGAAGUGUUUAAUUGCCGAAAUGACCAAAGAAUCCCCUCAAUGUUCCAGUGAAAGUAUAUAUCCAGCCUUGGUGAGCUGUGGAGCACCGGUUGACAUUAUUUUACCUCAGAUUACUUCAAAUAUGUGGGCAAGAGGCCUGGGACAGCUCAUUAGAGCGAAGAAUAUUAAGACGAUUGGUGAUCUAAGCACUCUUACUGCAACUGAAAUAAAAACACUUCCUAUUCGUUCUCCAAAAGUUUCCAAUGUUAAAAAGGCUCUCAGAGUAUAUCAUGAACAGCAGAUGAAGUCUCGAGGACUAGAAGAAAUUACCCUUUUUGAGGUUUCAGAGAAAUCAUUAAAUGGAAUGGAAAAUAAACCAAUUAUUCCUGAUGAAGAAACAUUUGUUUCAGAUCUAAUUGAGCCAGUUGCCUCAGAUAGUCAUCAGGCCAGAAAUCUUAUGGCUCAAAUCAGUGCUCUUGCCCUUCAACUAGAUUCAGAAGACCUGCAUAAUUAUUCAGGAAGUCAACUUUUUGAAAUGCAAGAGAAACUUGGUAGCAUGACUAACUGCAUAAUGAAAAAUCUCCAAUCUCGAUGGAGGUCACCACCCCACGAAAGCACUACUUAGGAUUUUCCUUAGAAUAACAUAGAAGUUCUUUAACAUCACAGUUUUUGUUAACUGAAGAUGGCCAC